Messenger RNA from Aegilops tauschii subsp. strangulata, 5805 nucleotides. RefSeq lists its product as uncharacterized. NCBI's taxonomy places the organism in Eukaryota, Viridiplantae, Streptophyta, Magnoliopsida, Poales, Poaceae. The record is from RefSeq and is a predicted model, not a curated record. Gene Ontology annotation, biological process: transposition.
CGGUCGCCGCCUAGAUGUGUCACCUGACUUGCCACCGUCCUCCACUCUCGUCUCAGAUUUGACCCCAAAGUCAAGCGGCAAGCAGCAGCAGCAGGUUCCCGUGUCGCCAUGAGCUGGAUGGGGAAGCGGGGGUUGGGUGGGGAGAGCCCGCACUGUCGGAGAAGACGAACGAGGGCUGGCGGCCCCGGAGCUACCUCCACUACCUCGCCGCCGCAUCCAGUCCGACCCUGCCUCCUGCAAGCACGGCGACUUCUUCGACACCGUCUGGGCGGGCCACGAGCUAACCACGCCCAAUCUCUUCAGGUCAGUACACUACAGUAGGCAAUUUGGGAUAUUUUUUUUGAAACUGAAAUUGAGGAAAUUUUGACACAAUUGAGUGUGGAGACAAUUGAGUGUGGAGACUGAGUUGUUUGGUUAAUUAGUUAAUCAGGACGUACACCAGAGACAAUUUGUCGCAACAUUGACACGAUUAUGUGAUGUAGAGAUAAUGAGAUAUGCUCAUGUUUUACUGCUACUCGAACCCUGAUAUGUAUCGUGGUUUUCGUGGGAUAAUAUAAUUGAGUCCGUUCAAUCCGUUGAGGAGGCCUCGUGGUUAUCUUUUUUUUUUUCACGUUUCUCGCGUAGUGGUUAGUGCCCACCUCGCAGCCGUGGACUCCUGUUACCGAAUUAUUUGGCGAUCUGGCGCUGAUUUCUUGGCGCGGCCACCAAAAAUUUCUCGCGCGCCGGCGCACCACGCACCAAAUCAGGUCCUAAACUAACCGCCAUAGUCUCCUGGUCCUCUUUGAAAACAAACACGUCCUCGUUCUCCAAACCAAUCUAGCUUGAGGGGUGCCCGGCGUCCCUCUGCUUCCACUCCGGCGGGUGGUCAGGAAAUCCUCUGCUUCCUCUGCGAUGGCCGAUCAAUCGGCACGCAGCGAUCACAGUGGGGCGCCACGGUAUCAUUCUCUUCUCCCUCCCCAUUCCCCUCUCUCCUCGUCUCUGUCACACCCCCUUGAGUACUUCUCUUCUUUUCUGUCUCGCGUGAUUGUGCUGAUUGUCCAUUAUUUGUACAUUGCAAUUUCUUUUCUGCACGAUCCAUCAGUAUUGGUUUGUUGGCGGUUCAUAAUUUUAGUUUGGCAAGUUUUCUUGUUGUACGAGUUGAUCUUGUUUCCUUUCUUUUCUUUCUAAACCAUGUUAGCCGGGAACUAAUUAUGUAAGAAACGGAGAGAAUAUUUGUAGAACCUUAAAUCUAGGAUUCAGCUGGUAUGCUCACAAAAAGGUUAUGUUUUAUGUGUUUACUACAAUAGCAACUUAUGUCCAACGAGUAUGUGCUUCUGAUGGCCAUGAAUAACCUGAAGAGUUCCCUCAGUUUCUGGUUCAGAAAGUUGAAAUAGGUAUUAAUAAACUUGCACAUUAGUUAGCUUGUUUGGAUAGAGCUCCUAAUGACCAUCUUGUUAGUUAUGGCCAAUGUAGGCCAAAUAUAGAAUUGUUUGAUUGAUUUUCUCAUUGUUACUAUAUAAUUAAUAUAUAUCACACUUUAUGUUCAUGAUUAAAUCCAAUGCUUAUACUAUACCUCCUACUUCCAUUCUACAUUUUUGUAGCAAUGUAGAUGUCGACCGUAGUUGGAUGUACAAAGAGAGACGAGGGAAGUUGAUCAGUGAUGCUUGGCAACAUGGAGUAGAUAAUUUCCUAGAUCAUGCAUUCUCAUUGCCCGAUGCUGCUGUAGAUGGGAAAUCCCAUUGUCCUUGCAGCAAGUGCUUUUGCGGUCAUAAGUGGACAAGGGAUGUCAUGACCACACACUUGUGCAGCAAUGGGUUCAUGUUAGGAUAUGAGAGAUGGACUAGCCACGGGGAGUCUGAUGCACCUGAAAAUGUAGAGCAUGAUAACGUGGGGGAUGGAGAUAGAAUGAAUGACAUGCUAGUUGAUGCAAUUGUUGCUGAAGGAGUUUCUAAAGGUGAUGAGCCAACAAAAUCUGCCAAAUAAUUCUAUGAAAUGUUGAUGGAAGCCGACAAACGUUUGCAUGAGAAGACCACACAAUCACGUCUAUCCAUUGUAGGAAGGCUAAUGACUAUUAAAACACAACAUAAUCUGUCAGAAGCUUGUUACAAUGAGAUGAUGACUCUCAUACAUGACAUUGUUGGGGACGAUGCUGCAAAAGAUCUCCCAGCAAACUUCCAUAGGUCCAUGAAGCUUGUGCAUAGUCUAGCAAUGCCUUACGUCAAAAUUUAUGCAUGCCCCAAUAAUUGUAUGAUUUAUUAUAAAGAGAAUGAAAAUAAAGAAAAAUGCACUAUCUGCAAAGAACCUAGAUAUGAGGAAACAACCGCAGGAAAUAAAUCUACGAAGAUACCAAGAAAAGUUUUGCGCUAUCUCCCAAUUACUCCUAGGCUACAACGGUUGUACAUGUCACAAAGCACUGCCAAGCACAUGGACUAUCACGCAAGGCCUCAUAACAGCGAUGAAGUAAUGGUUCACCCUUCUCAUGGUGAAGCUUGGAAGGAAUUUAAUAAGGAAUUUAAAAAAUUUGCUGAGGAAGUAAGGAAUAUAAGGCUAUGUCUAGCGACUGACGGCUUCACACCUUUUGAAAUUAAAGCAGCCUCCUACUCAUGUUGGCCAGUAUUUGUUGUACCUUAUAAUCUUCCACCAGAAAUGUGCAUGAAGCAGAGUAACCUGAUCCUUGCACUAGUUAUUCCCGGUCCAGAUCAUCCAGGAAAGAACCUAAACGUUUUUAUGCAGCCUCUAGUUGACGAACUUGAUGAUUUGUGGAGAAAUGGUGUAGAAACUUAUGAUAGUUAUCGAAAGCAAAAUUUCACCUUGAAGGCAGGUUUGCUUUGGACUAUUCAUGACUUUCCAGCUUAUGGAUUAGUAGCAUGCUAGAGCACUCAUGGAAAGCUUGCUUGCCCUAUAUGUGGAUCUGACAUAAAGACAUUCUCAUUGAAGAAUGGGAGAAAGCCAUGCUGGUUUGAUUGCCAUAGGAGAUUCCUUCCCACUGACCAUGCAUUUCGUAGGAGUGUGAAAUGUUUUCGCAAGAAAAAAACAGUUUUAGAUCCUCCACCAAAGCCCUUGUCCGGAGAAGAGGUGUAUGAAGAACUCCAAAGUCUUGUCCAUGAUGAAACUGGCAAGAGUAAAUUUGAGGGGUUUGGGAAGGAGCACAAUUGGAUAGCUAUAAGUGGUUUGUGGCAGCUAGAGUAUUUUCGGAAGUUGCUGCUUCGCCAUAACAUUGAUGUAAUGCACAAUGAGAAAAAUGUAUCUGAGGCUUUACUAAACACAUGCCUUGAUAUUCCUGAGAAAACUAAGGAUAACAACAAAGCACGCCUUGAUGUUGCUUUGUAUUGUGAUUGACCAAAGCUACACCUGAACAAGAAUUCAAGGGGUGUGUGGAAGAAACCUAGAGCGAAAUAUUGUGUCAGCAAGGAAGAUAGAAUGACCAUCCUUAAGUGGUUUAAAGAAGUGAAGUUUUCUGAUGGGUUUGCUGCUAAUUUGAGUAAAACUGUCAACUUGAGUAAAAACAAAUUCAUUGGGCUAAAAAGCCAUGACCACCACAUCAUCAUGGAGCGCCUCCUGCCAGUUGCCCUACGAGGCUUCAUCCCAGAACCUGAAUGGAAGGUCAUAGCAGAGUUAAGUUUUUUUUAUCGGCAAUUGUGUGCCAAAGAAAUUGCUCCAAAACGGAUGCGUGAACUUGAGGAGGAGGUUCCUGUUCUAUUAUGCAAGCUUGAGAAAAUGUUCCCACCAGGCUUCUUCAAUGUAAUGCAACACCUGAUAGUGCAUCUUCCAUAUGAGGCAAGGGUUGGCGGCCCUGUGGCAUAUCGUUGGAUGUAUGUUUUUGAGAGGGCAAUGCACUAUCUUCGUUUAAAAGUGCGAAACAAGGCAAGAGUGGAGGGUUCAAUCGUUGAAGCUUGUAUCGUGCAGGAGAUCACGAAUUGUGUUUCUCUUUACUUUAGUGAUCGCGUUCGCACUAUAUGGAAGAAGAAUCCUCGAUAUAAUAAUGGAGGAACACGCGUGCAGAAUGAUGGUUGCACCUUAGAUGUGUUUCAGCAUGUAGGAAACCUACAUGGGAGGCCUAUUGCCCGAGAACUAUCGCGUGACGAGUUGAAUGCAGCAAGGCUGUACAUUUUGACUAACUGCUCUGCUGUUGAUAGAUUUCGUGAAACAUUUGAAGAUGAAAAAUAUGCAAGUCAUCCAAACUUGACAUCGGAGGGCCUUGAUGAAAUGAUGGCAUCCGAAUUUGUGGAAUGGUUCGAGAUUGCUUGCAAAGAAGAUCCUAAUUCUGAUGAGGACUUGUGGAAUUUAGCUAAUGGAUGCAGCUCUAGAGCCUAUUCCUAUAGCUCCUAUGAUGUGAAUGGCUUUCGCUUUAGAUCAGAGAUAUCUGAAAAAAAACGUAGAAGGUUGAAAACGGUGAACACAGGGGUUUGUUUGUCAUCCACCGCCAAUUGGUCCAAAAAAUGAUCAGAAACCGGUAUUGUGUUGGGAGGACUACAAGUGGUCCCCUGGUCCAGAAGUAAGAACAGCAGCUUCCAAAAUAGUGGAAGAAUUUUGGUGGCGUUUCAAGUGCGACCCAUCGGAGCAAGAGAAGGCAGAUGGUGUUUUGGAGGAGAACUUAACUAGGAAAGUGAAGCAGAUGCUACAUGAGGAAAAGGCGGCAGCCAUAAAAAUAUUAAAGAAGAAGGGACAAUUGCCUACAGAACUAACAAAAGAGGAUGAGGAUGGUAACCGCUGGCCAACUAAGGAAGCUUUAAUUUCUGCAAAGAGAGUUGACUUUGGAACAGACGUUGGUUGGCGUCUACUAUGUGAGCACUGGACUAGUACUGGAUUUAGAGGGUUAUCUUUAACCAACAAGAGGAACAGACUUGCUAAUGGGAACACUGUCUUCCAUUGCAGUGGUGCUAGAAAUGUUGUCGCCACGCGUCAAUUUCUGAAACUCAAAACCGGGAAAGACCCUGGAAUUUCUGGUGCUUGGCUUCACACGCACAAAUUGCAUCGAGGGACUGAUGAAGAGCAGAUAUGCAGUCAAAGAACUGCUGAUCAUUGGGAGGAUUUUGAUAAGGCAAUGAAAAAUGCCCAUGGAGAAAAUUGGGAAGAGGAGCACCCGGAUUUAGAUGGACAGAUCAUCUAUGAAGCAUCAGGCAGAAUGCCACAUGGCAGGCUGGGAAUUGCUAAUGAGUUGUUUAGCAAAGCAGAGAAGGCGAAGUUUAAGUCUAAAAGGGCGAUGGCCUCACAGCCGGUGCAGUCUGCUAAGGAGGAGCGUCUAGAAAGAGAAAACAAACAUUUGAAGCAGGAGAUCAAGCGUCUUCGAGGCAUUGAGCUUGUUGUUCAGUCUUUGGCUGAGAAAGGGGGAGUCGACUUUGAUGGCAUAAUGCAAUCAGCAGCAGAUGACUUGGUGGAUUUCAAAGGGGACGAGGUGAUGUGCCUCAACACCAAACCGAAAAGGGAAUGGGAAGCAGGACUGGAGGCAGUACGAGUCAUGGAAAUGAUGAUGAGGAUGACUACUAUGGCAAUGGGGGAUAUGAUAACUAUGGCGAGGGUGAUCUGUAUGGUGAUGAGCACUAUGAUCACUAUGGCCAUGGGGAAUAUGAUGACUAUGGAGAUGAGGAUGACUAUGGCUAUGGCGGUGGCGAUGGCGAUGAUGAUGAUUGGCUAUAAAAGUCUAAUGAUAUUCAAGUCAUGCCAAAAUGUAGUUAUGUUAGAUAUUUGAAACACUUUAUUAUCUUAUGGACAAAUUUGUCUUAGUUGACAAUUUAUCUUAUGCACAAUGUGGCCAAUCUCAGUUACUAUUUUGUUCUGCAUUCGACAUUUGAUAAUUAUGGUUAAUGCAAUUUGGAUGCAACUCAA